CAACAGUGCAGUACAGCCCAAGUGCCGUUAAAAUAGUGUAAAGAGAAAUUUCCGAGCUACGCCAGUGCAGUUUGACGUCAUAAAUUCGUCAUGGCCAUUCCAUUCUAUGAAGAUGAAAAAAUUGCAGCAGCGGCGGCAAACCUUGAGCCCAGUCCAGGCGAAGGCGAUCAAGUUGAUGGUCCUGCCUAUGCACAGCAAGCAGAUUAUGAUGAAGUGGACUACGAGCAGCCACAGCCAGAAGCAGCAGCAGCAGCAACAAGUGACAGCACAGCUAAGGCGCCAACUACUGAGGAGCAGCUGCUGGCCUGGAAGUUGCUGGCGCUCACCAUGUGCAAGGUGCUCAAGCAGUUCUAUAUGAAGCAACAGCCAACGAACAAAAAGGACACCAAAUUGACAGCCACAGUGCAGCUGCAGCCACAAGCGCAGUAAGCAGCCCCCCAACCACCCCCCAUCCAACAUUCGAGGCGCCUCGCUUUGAGGUCAACGGCUCCUAAGCGCAACAUGUGAUUACUUUUCGUUGGUGAGAACUAGCGCUAGCCUAGGUAACGGAUUUCCCUAGGAAAAACCCUGCAGAAAAACCCAUGAGCGUUUGAGUUUAUGUUCCCCUUUAUAAGUUUUGCCGUCGCUAAGGCUGAGUAAUUCUAAAAGAAAAUGCAUACAAGUUUUGGAAUAAGCACAAAUGUGAUAAAUAAUUUUACUAAAACAUAUUUUUAGUGCGCAUUUUGGUAAAGUUAUUUAAGCAUGCAAAAUUAUGUUUAAAUUAAUUUAUUGAUUACAAUUAUCAAAGGUCGGCCCCAGUGCAAGAAGCAGCUGCUAGUUUUCACAUUGAAACCAACCUAAACUUAAGUCCAACUUUUUGCUACUAUAACUUAACUAUAUAAACUAAUUAGCCUAAGUUCGUAAUUCAAAAACUCUCUUGGUGUCUAUUUACAAAUAUACAAAGCAACGAUUUCAUCUUAGACUAGCUCGCUUCUUAACUUAGCCAAUAUAAGAGAUAAACAUAUAUUUUUGUAUAAUUAUUUUGCUGUUAAAUGUAAGUUGCUGUUCUAUGUGUGUGUCAAUCUUUUAGAACUUUUAACCUAAGCAAUAUAACUAAGACUAUGACGAAAUGGAAAAAAGCAAAGUUUUCGUGUCAUGAGCAUGAACAUAGUACAAGACAACAAUAGUAAUUAAAUGUUUACAAAUCAAA
Messenger RNA from Drosophila busckii, 1189 nucleotides. RefSeq lists its product as uncharacterized. The transcript has a single exon. The coding region runs from base 91 to 429 and encodes 112 amino acids. NCBI's taxonomy places the organism in Eukaryota, Metazoa, Arthropoda, Insecta, Diptera, Drosophilidae. The record is from RefSeq and is a predicted model, not a curated record.